AGAGAGAGAGGCAGAGAGAGAAAGAGUGUGUGUGACUACAGCACACAAUAUAGAGGACAGGGGAGGAGGAGUGGGAAGUAGCUAAGGAAGUUUCUCUCACUGUUCUUUGUCAAUCUCAUUUUGUGGUUAAAAUUCCUUUUUUCUUUCUGCAACAUUUCUCGUGACCCCUGGAUAUCAAAUAUGAAAGGGGCAAGGAGAGUAGAGAGGAGUUCGGAGAAGAGUAGAGAAAAAGAAAAAGUGAUAACCAAAACUGUGAAACCAACUGAAGCGGCCCCAUUGGUUGGGACCACGUUGGUGGCUACCACCUGCGGAUCCCCUGGUAACACCUAUUCCGCCAUCUUGAGCCGCAAUGAAGCUGUGAAGGAUGCCAAACGGCUAAAAAACUUCCUGGAGCUCCGAGACAAGUACGUCCACAAGAAGGUGGUGUUUGAGGACCCUCUGUUCCCUGCUGACAACUCCUCACUCUUCUAUAGCUGCGCACCUCCCCUUAAUAUUGAAUGGAAACGCCCUUCGGAAAUCUGUGAUAAUCCCAAAUUCAUCAUUGAUGGAGCAAACAGAACUGACAUCUGCCAAGGAGACCUUGGUGACUGUUGGCUCCUAGCAGCCAUCGCUUGCUUGACACUGAAUGAGAAACUGCUGUACAGGGUCAUCCCACCAAAUCAGAGCUUCACUGACAACUAUGCUGGCAUCUUCCACUUCCAGAUCUGGCGGUAUGGGGAAUGGAUGGACGUUGUGGUGGAUGACCGGCUCCCAACAUGCAACAACCAGCUGGCCUUUACAAGGUCUGGGAAGAAGAAUGAGUUCUGGAGUGCUCUCCUGGAGAAAGCUUAUGCCAAACUCCAUGGCUCCUAUGAGGCCCUCAAAGGAGGGAACGCACUUGAGGCCAUGGAGGACUUCACUGGGGGCGUAACGGAGUUCUUUGAGGUCGAGGAGGCGCCCAAGGAGUUAUUCAGAAUCAUGAGGAAAGCCCUGGAGAGAGGCUCCCUCAUGGGCAGCUCCAUAGAUAAAGUAGUCUCAAGAGAACAAACAACCAAAACCUCCACAGGCUUAGUGAAAGGACAUGCCUACUCCAUCACUGCUGUUGAAGAGGGGGCCCAGAAGGACUUGAAAGACACCCGGAUUCGUCUGGUGCGUCUGCGUGACCCCUGGGGCAUAUCCGCCUCCCCCACCUGUGUGUCCAACAACUGGACAUCCCUGGUGCACUCCGACCAGGACAAAAAGAGGCUAAUGCCCAUCGAGGGGGGCGAGUUUUGGCUGUCUUUUCAGAACUUCCUUGAUAAUUUCACCAAGCUGGAGAUCUGUAAUUUAACCCCUGACACUCUUAAGGAUGACGGCACCAGUAACUGGACAGUGACCGUUAACGAGGGCCGCUGGGUGAAGGGCUGCUCUGCUGGAGGCUGCAGGAACUUCCCAGAUACUUUCUGGACGAAUCCUCAGUACCGCAUCUGUCUCCUGGAGGAGGACGAUGAACAGGAGGAUGAACAGAGGGGCUGCACUGUGGUCAUAGCCCUGAUGCAGAAGGGCAGACGGAAAGAGCGCCACAUGGGGGCGGUCCUCCACACCAUCGGCUUCUUCGUCUACGAGGUUCCAAAGGAGCUCCAUGGCAGCAAUAAGCCGCUGUCCACAGACUUCUUCCUGUACAACAGCUCAGCGGCGCGCAGCAAGUCCUACGUCAACCUCAGGGAGGUGACUGAGCGUGUGCGCCUGAUGCCAGGCGAGUACGUCAUCGUGCCCUCGACCUUUGACCCUCACAAGGAGAGCGAGUUCAUUUUGAGAAUCUUCACAGAAAAAAAGAGCACAUCAGAGGUGAUCGAGGGAACGAUCGAGGCUGAUGAGCCAGAGGAAUACAAGAAGAAGAAACUGAAGCCAGAAACUGAGCAGAAAAAGAAAGUCAAGCCAGGCGAACCUGAGGAGGAACAGGAGACUGAAGAGGAAAAGCAGUUCAGGCUGAUCUACCAGCAGAUUGCUGGGGAGGACAUGGAGAUUUGUGCCAAUGAGCUCAGAAGUGUCUUGAACAAGGUGGUGGCUAAACACAUUGAACUGAAGACAGUGGAGUUUAGCUUGGAAAGCUGCAGGAGCAUGAUUGCACUAAUGGAUACUGAUGGCAGUGGCAACCUCAACUUGCAGGAGUUCAAACACCUGUGGAAAAAGAUCAAAGAGUGGCAGGUGAUCUUCAAGCGCUACGACUCUGAUAGCUCUGGCACCAUUAAGAGUAAUGAGAUGAGGAACGCUGUGGAAGAUGCAGGUUUCCACCUCAAUAACCAGCUAUAUAAUAUUAUAGCCAUGCGUUACGCUGAUGAGAACAUGGAGCUGGACUUCGACAGUUACAUCUGCUGUCUAGUGCGGUUAGAGGGGAUGUUCCGAACAUUUAAGGCCUUUGACAAAGAUGGUGAAGGCAUGAUAAAGCUCAGUGUUCUUGAGUGGCUCCAACUGACAAUGUAUGCAUAAGCCAAGAGGAGUGACUCUACGUGGGCUUUUUUCCACUAAUGGUGCAAAGAAAUGGAAAUUUUCUCUAACCUCAAACAUGACCAAAGUGGGUCUGCAUGAGACCCAGAGGGUGUCCAUGCCAUUAGACAUCUGCACAGUACUGUAAAGUCUCAGGAAGGAGUUAUAGUCAGGUUCCCUCUGGUCAUUUGUCUGCCAUGUGUGAAGCAAGGACUGGCUGUUUAUUUUUAGGGCUGCUUAUGGUUUGAAAUGCUACAACAGUGUACAGGUUGGGUCACUGCCUUCUGUACACUGACCAGCUGCAAGGAGUUUUGUUUUUGCCACUUUUCUUCAUAACAAUAACUUCUUAUGAAAGUAUCAUGUUCUUAUUAAUGUCUUGAUACUGAUGUGACCUGUAAAUGUGAGGUAUGAUGCAUUAUGCCACUGAAUACACACCAUCUAUUUAUACGUUUGUUUGUUUGUCUCUGCUUUAAAUGAAUACUACACCGUAAAAUUCACAAAUAGAAUCCCUUUAAUAAAUCAUCAACCUUCCUCUAGAGCCAUAAUAAGGGGGUAUACCAAGCC
Messenger RNA from Clupea harengus (Atlantic herring), 3009 nucleotides. RefSeq names its product calpain-3-like. Gene Ontology annotation, cellular component: cytoplasm; calpain complex. The transcript has 22 exons. The record is from RefSeq and is a predicted model, not a curated record. Gene Ontology annotation, molecular function: calcium ion binding; calcium-dependent cysteine-type endopeptidase activity. The coding region runs from base 181 to 2448 and encodes 755 amino acids. Lineage: Eukaryota; Metazoa; Chordata; Actinopteri; Clupeiformes; Clupeidae. Gene Ontology annotation, biological process: negative regulation of apoptotic process; proteolysis.